AUGCCACCUCACAUUGGACCUCGAAAGCAAAGGAAAGCCCUCCGCUCUUCACUUUACUCGUCGGAUACAAGUCUUCUGUCACCAAGCCGAGCAGUCCCAGCAGUGGCACAGGAGAACACAGCACAGGAAGCCACACCAUCCCCCUUUCGUCCUCUUGGCCACCGGGAUGUAACCUGCUUGGGACCUGACAAUGCCAAUGGUUCGCGGCAACCAAAUUCCAUCGAUGGAAGUCAGCUCAUUCUAGAUAUAAACCAUGCUUGUCGCCGUCCGCCCCCUGUCAUCGCCCAAGCACUUACCGAUUUCUAUUUCCGUGAACUCUUCUACUUGGUCCCAGUUUUGGACCGUGGACAAUCUGAGAUAGAAACCUCUACCUUGCUACAGCAAUGCUUGUAUUUCGCGGGAAGUACCAUGCGUCAAACAGCAGGACCAGCCGAAUGGACCACCUCUGCCAUAUACGGGCGGAUUAGAACUUUGCUCUUUCUGCACCACGAUCCGGCUCCGUUAAAUAUGCUUAGCGCGCUGUGCAUCCUCAGCACCUGGCUUCCGUAUUCCCCUGACGUGAUAGUGCUGGACAACCCGUGGCAAUGGGCUGGUAUGGCAAUCCGACUCGCGAUUCAGUUGCAUUUGCACGAGGAUGAGACAUACAGCAGAUUAGAACAUCCUGAAAGAGCCCGCAGAAUGUGGUGGUAUCUCUUUAUCAACGAUACUAUGCAAACGGCUUGCUGUGGGCGUCCUGGGAUGUUUCCCUUGGAAACCUCUGUGCCACUGCCUGUUCCUAGUGACUUCACAGACCCCGAUCUGGGAUCACGCGUCUUCUGCCAGUUAGCAGGCCUUUGUAAAAGCCUAAGGAAGGUCUUGGACCUGGCCAGAGUUGAUAACAGCACAUCAGAGCAGGUGUAUCUGUGCCUGGACGGACUGAGGGUGUGGAGAGAACAGUUGCCUCUCGAAAUCCAAUUGUUCGACAUCGAGACUAGACAACCGUACAGUCGCUAUGUCGCUGAGCUUCAUAUCUUUUACUUGGUGACUGUUAUUUUGACAUGCUUCCUUGGCCGCCGGGACAACCCGUCAUUGUUCAAAUAUGCUUCAAUGGCUGCUUCAUCCUGUGUUUCUCGGCUAUACGAGGAGAUUCUUUAUCACGAGGAUGUUCAAUACCUACUACCAAUCCAUUCUUGGGCUAACCUCGUCGCCGCAAUCCCACGAGCCUUCAGUGACAAUGACGCCUUGAACCCAGACCGGGACGAAGAGCUCAGAAUCAGUAAACAGGUGUUGGAAACUAUGAGCGAGAAGCAUCCCUCCGCUGCUUUAGUACUCAGCAAGGCCAACGGACUCAACACUAUGCGCGCAGAUGCGUUUCCCGCUCAAUCUGAUAAUACGUGGGGUGCUCUUCCGGUGUCUGGGCAAAUACAGCUGGCUCAGCUCUUCCCUUUCCCCUCGAGCUUUUGCCCUAUGCUUGGGCUGCUAAGAACAGCAGAAACUAGCGGAAAUCAACCACCGGAUACACUUCUUACUUUACCUGUGGAUAGGAAUGAUUGGCCGAUAGAUUGGUCUUUCUUCUUAUUCGACGGUCUCAUGAGUUACUGA
Molecule: messenger RNA, 1581 nt
Organism: Penicillium verrucosum
Lineage: Eukaryota; Fungi; Ascomycota; Eurotiomycetes; Eurotiales; Aspergillaceae
Product: fungal specific transcription factor domain-containing protein
Exons: 2
Coding region: 1-1581 (526 amino acids)
Biological process (GO): DNA-templated transcription
Molecular function (GO): DNA binding; zinc ion binding
Source: RefSeq, a predicted model, not a curated record